Molecule: messenger RNA, 1896 nt
Organism: Mesoplodon densirostris (Blainville's beaked whale)
Lineage: Eukaryota; Metazoa; Chordata; Mammalia; Artiodactyla; Ziphiidae
Gene: DGLUCY
Product: D-glutamate cyclase
Biological process (GO): glutamate metabolic process
Molecular function (GO): D-glutamate cyclase activity
Source: RefSeq, a predicted model, not a curated record
AUGACCUUCACACUCCACCUGAAGUCCCGCCUUCCCUCUGCUGUGAGGAGUUUGAUUCUACAGAAGAAACCAAACAUCAGAAACAUGUCCAGCAUGGCUAGGGGGCUCCAGCCAGCCAGUGUGGUGGUCCUGCCCAGGUCCCUUGCUCCGGCCUCUGAAAAGUUCUGCCAGGUCAACAGUGGCCCUCUGCCGCUGCUGGGCCAAAGUGAGCCAGGCAAGUGGACGUUGCCUGCCCUGGAUGCUGUCCCAGGUACCAGGAUGGGCUGUCCCCGGUUCUGGAAGUAUGAGUCCGGCACCUGCACAGGCAGCCUGACCUCGCUGGAGGAGUCCUUGGAGCAGCUGAAGGACACGGUGGCCUUCCUCCUGGGCAGCAGCUUCUCCCUGGAAGGGGCCUGGGAGAAGGGGGGACUCCCCAGAAGGGACUCAGCAGGCCACGGCCACAUGGGUGCAUACAAGACAGAGGUGCCUUGUGCCACCAUUGCUGGCUUUUGCUGCCCUCUGGUGGUCACAGUGAGGCCAGUUCCCAAGGACAAACUGUAAUGGCUGGUGCAGGCCUGUUGCUCCGUGGGGGGUGAGCAUGGACAACCGGUUCACAUUGGCGACCCAGAACAUGUUCACAAAUGCAGAUGAAUUCCUUUGUUGGGUAUCAAAGAUCUUUCCAAACCUGACCACGGGGAGCCUGUGGUGUGUCAGCCAGGGCAUGUUCCAUUGUUCUGGCCUUCUCAGCUGACCAGUCUCUAAGCUGUCAGCGCCUGCAAGAUGCCACUGGCUUUCACCAGCUCACUGGGUUGCACAGUUAUGACUGACCUGAAGGGUACAGUGGCUCUGGCCAGAUGUCUCACCCCUGAGGGAAUGCCAGAGAUCCAUCACAUUUCCCAGGAUCCUUUGCACUGCAGCAUGGCGUCAGCUUCAGUCACUCAGAAGAUCAGGGAACUGGAGAUGACAAUUGCCAUCGACCCAGGCAGCCGGGGGAUCGGGCACCUGCUCUGUCCAGGCGAGCUGCUGCGGGCCUCCCGGUCUCCAUCCCACGCCCGCUCCGUGCCCCUCACCACCGGCUUCCCCGCGCAUGUCAACCACGAGCCUCCGGAAGAGACGGAUGGCCCGCCGGGAGCCGUGGUUCUGGCUGCCUUCCUGCAGACCUGGGAGAAGGGGGUCUCCAUGGUCGUCGACCAGAGAGCCUUGAAUUUGCACAAGAAGCUUGUUGACGAGGCUGUACAGCGAGGUGCUCUGAAGAGGCAGGUCCCAAUAUUAACCUACCAAGGCGGAUCGGCGGGAGCUGCUCAGGCGCUUCUAUGCAGAGACGGGAACCCCAAGUCACCCAGGUUUGACCAUCUGGUGGUGAUCGAGCGUACGGGAAGGGCUGCCGAUGGCAAUUACUACAACACAAGGAAGAGGAACAUCAAGCACUUGGAGGACCCCAUUGACGAUCAUUUCCUUGCAGUGCAGAAGAUUCCUGGAAUCUCAUCAACUGGGGUCGGUGACGGAGGCAACGAGCUUGGGAUGGGCAAAGUCAAGGAGGCCAUGAAGAGGCACAUACGAAAUGGGGACAUCAUUGCCUGUGAUGUGGAAACUGACUUUGCAGUCAUCAUCGCUGGCGUUUCUAACUGGGGAGGUUAUGCCUUGGCCUGUGCGCUGUACAUCGUGAACUCAUGGGAGGUCCACAGACGUUAUCUGAGGAAGGCAGUUGGGCCCUUCAGAGCACCUGGAGAGCAGAACUGGACUCAGGCCCUCCCAUCCAUCACUAAGGAAGAAAAAAUGUUGGGCGUCCUGGUGCAGCAUGGAGUCUGGAGUGGAGUCUCAGGCACCCUAGGCAUGGAGGUGGACGGGCCGCCCUUCCAUGGCACUCACGCCCAGAUGAUCCAGAAGCUGGUAGAUGUCACCAUGGAGCAAGGGUGA